Saccharomyces mikatae IFO 1815 is the source of this 3681-nucleotide messenger RNA. RefSeq names its product mRNA-binding protein RRP12 (gene RRP12). NCBI's taxonomy places the organism in Eukaryota, Fungi, Ascomycota, Saccharomycetes, Saccharomycetales, Saccharomycetaceae. The coding region runs from base 1 to 3681 and encodes 1226 amino acids. The record is from RefSeq and is a predicted model, not a curated record. The transcript has a single exon.
AUGGAUCAAGACCAAGUUGCUUUUCUCUUAGAACUGGAAGAUAAGUUGGCCAAAAUUAGGUCUCAAGUAACAUCUAAAUUGGAAAAUCAGAAACACGUUGCUAUAAUUUUAACUGCCGUUGAAGAAAAUAUUGCAGGCCAAGCUACAAAUGAUAUUUCAAAAAAUAUUGUAAAUUAUAUCAUUUCUUUUAUGUCACUAUUAGACCAGGCAGUAAACCCAUCUACUCAUGAAAUAAAAGACCUCAAUCUGGCUUCCUCGUCAACAUAUCUUUUGGAUCUGAUAUUCCAUUAUUCUCCUAAGCCAUUGUUAAGAUCGAAGUUCUCUGAAAUACUUACCAAAAUUGCACCAUGUAUCACCGCAGUAAAAGCGAAUGCCCCACUUAUCAGAGCCGCUAUUGGCUGCUUAGAAUCUCUUCUUAUUGCUCAAGAUGCGCAAGCUUGGAACAAUACUUACGAUCUAAAUGUCACCCCAAAGAGAGGGUUGCAAGGUAUACUUGAACUUUCGUUAGAUGUAAGACCAAAGGUUAGAAAGAGGGCGCUAGACGCAGUCCAUUCAGUCUUAUCAAAUCCUCCUGUUGCACCAACUGCAGAGCAUGUCGCGGCAGCUUUCGUAGCAGACUUCUGUGAUAAGCAAUUAGCAGGAAUUUUAAAUGAUUUAUCGAAUUUGUCGAAUAAACAAUUGAAAGCACAGAAAACAAAGGAAGACGUCAAUUCCGAUGUCAUGCGCUCCUUGAGAUUGGUUACUUCCGUUAUAUCUACUGGGCAAUGGCCAUCUUCACAGAUUGAGCCGCUUUGUGAUGUACUGUUAGGAGUCACUAAAAGCUCAGAGCAAUAUCUCGUUUCUGCGUCAUUUGAAUGUUUUGAGAGCAUGUUCAAAACUAUGGCAGAGACUACUGUUUCUUCUGGUUUGGCUGAAAAUAAAUAUCUAAGAGUCUUGGAUACAAUAUUUGCAUUGAAACCUUCAAAUGUAGAUACUUUGUUGACUAAGUCUUGGAUUGCUGUGUUAAUUAAAGGUAUGUCCACUUACGCAGUACAUCAGCCAUUGAAAGCAUUACGUAAGAUUCCUGCUGUGUUUCAUACAAUGUCCACUUAUUUAGCAAGUGAAACUCCAGAAGUCUACCAAGCCGCCUCUCAAUGUCUUAUCUCAAUCCUUUCCGACUCCAUUAAAGAUGAUUUGUUAUUGUAUACACCAAUUGUGAAUGAUAAAACUUUUAAAAAUGUAGAUGAAAUUAUCUGUCAAAUUGCAAAAUCUUUUAUUGACUUUUUAUCUAUAAAGUAUUCCCACUGUUCCAGAGAGAUUCUUAAGAUAUUGGUGGCAGCAUUUAAUAAAUUCAGAUAUAGAUCCAAUCCUCACUUUCUGAAAUCAUUGAAAAUAGUCGAUACAUGGAGAGUAAAUGAAGAGCAAUUUAUGGAUUUACGAAAUGAAAUUGAAUUAGUAAUUGGUGCCGCCAUUUCUGCUAUGGGCCCUGAAGUCAUACUCGCAGAGGCUCCUUUAAAUUUGGAUAAUCCAUCUACCGAAAGACCUGGCAGGGCUUGGUUAUUGCCGCUUAUCAGAGAUUAUACCAAAAAUGCAAAGCUUGCAACAUUUCAAAACGAAUUGGUACCAUACAUCAAAAGCUUUCAAUCUAAAUUCGAUAAAGUUCCCGAAGAAUCUAUUCAAUUGAGAGUUUUUCAAACCAUCGUUGAUCAAAUCUGGUCCACCUUACCACGUUUCUGUGAACUGCCAAUGGACUUGAGAGAAGCGUUCACUGAUGAAUUUGCCUCAGAACUAUCUUCUUUGUUAUACAGUGAUGUUGAAUUAAGGACUACUAUAUGUCACGCUUUAAAGGUUUUGGCUGAAAGUAAUGUCUCAUAUUCUGAAGGUUCCCAGUCUAACAAUGUUAUAUUGUUACAACGCUUUCCUAUUUCUGAGGCGCAGAAGAAUAUAGAGUACCUUUCGACUAAAACUACCAACCUUUUAGCAGUUUUGUUCAACGUUUAUACACAAACUACCCCUAAUGCAAGAAGUUAUAUCUUGGAAACAAUUGAUCUAUAUUUGAAGAUUACUUCAAAGGAAGAUUUGGAGAAAACUUUUAACAACGUGUGUGGUCUUUUGAAAAAUUCUAUGAAUGAAGAGAGUAGUGGAACUUCGAACAAAGAAAAGAAGAAGCCUCAAUUGACAGCGACACUGUUAGAUUUAAUCAUAUGCAUGAUAACGUACCUACCUGCAUCAUCUUAUUCUGCUUUAUUCUCCAUAUUUUCUCUCACCGUUAAUUCUACUGAUGCGUUGAUUCAAAAGAGAGCCUAUAGAAUUAUAACCAAGCUUUCUGAGUUGGAAUCUGGAUCGACGGCUGUUGCCCAAUUCAUCUCCGAUAUUGAAAAUGUCAUGGUAGAUAACACUUCCACUGUUCAAACAUCAGCCAAAGCAGCAAGAUUAGCGGCGAUCAGAACCAUAGUAGAUCUGUUACCUCUAGACCAUCUUGGUUUUAUUGUUAGAACCGUGGCUGAGGUUAUUUUGAGCACAAAGGAUGUGAAUGAAAAAUCUAGGGAAACAGCUUUUGAUACUUUAAUUAACAUGGGUAGGAAAAUGAAUGAGCCAAAUAGUAUUAUCAAACUCUCUCAAAUACCAGGUUACGAUCCCGCCACUCCAGAUCAGCUAUCAUCGAUAUCAGAGUUUUUUAAGAUUAUCUCUGCCGGUCUUAUUGGUGAAUCCCAACAUAUGGUUAGUAGUUCAAUUACGGGCUACGCAUGUUUGGUUUUUGAAUUUAAGAAUGAAAUCGACUCUGGCAUACUAAUGGAUAUAUAUGAUACCAUUGAACUUUACUUGACUUCCAAUUCUAGGGAAAUUGUAAAAAGCGCUAUUGGGUUUACAAAAGUUUGUGUUUUGGGCCUUCCAGAAGAACUUAUGAGGCCAAAAGUACCAGAAUUACUUCUAAAGUUAUUGAGGUGGUCUCAUGAACAUACUGGCCACUUCAAAGCCAAAGUUAAACAUAUUAUUGAAAGAUUAAUAAGGAGAUUUGGGUAUGACUAUAUUGAAGCUAACUUUCCUGAAGAAGAUAGAAAAUUGUUGACAAAUAUCAGAAAGAUGCGUAAUAGAAACAAGCGCAAGGACGAAGAAGUUUCUCCUGCCAAUGAAGUUAUCGAUAGAGCGACCACAAAAGGUUCUAGAUUCAUGUCUGCAUUUGACGAAGCUGUUUAUGGGUCCGAUAACGAAAAUGAUAGUGGAUUAGAUCAAGAUGAAAAGGCCACUGGUGGCAGAAGGAAGAACGGGCCAAAGCAGUUUAUUGUUGAAUCCGGUGAAAACCCAUUAGAUUUGUUAGAUUCUCAAACAUUAGCCCAUAUUUCAUCUACUAGACCAAAGAAAUUCAAUAAGAAUCAAAACAAGGCUAGAUUCAAUGACGAUGCGUUUAAUUUUGAUUCUGAAGGCAAGUUGGUAGUCAAAGGCAAACUUGGCCCCUCUACAAAUGUAGAUGAUCCAUUGAGUGCUGUAACAAGCGGAAUCAAUGCAUACUUAGAGGCUGUGAAGAGUGGACCUGUUAGAGGUCAAAGAAACAAGCUGAAAUUCAGGAAAAAUGGAAAAAACUCCGAUGAUUUUGGUGAUGAAGAUGACGAAAGGGACAGUAAGGCGAUGAGGGGAAGGGCAGAUGUAGGUAAAAAGGUUGGUAAGAAAGGUCCUAAAUUCAAAUCGAGAAAGAAAUUAUAG